Molecule: messenger RNA, 1166 nt
Organism: Homalodisca vitripennis (glassy-winged sharpshooter)
Lineage: Eukaryota; Metazoa; Arthropoda; Insecta; Hemiptera; Cicadellidae
Gene: bon
Product: E3 ubiquitin-protein ligase TRIM33
Exons: 7
Coding region: 100-1053 (317 amino acids)
Biological process (GO): regulation of transcription by RNA polymerase II
Cellular component (GO): nucleus
Molecular function (GO): DNA-binding transcription factor activity, RNA polymerase II-specific
Source: RefSeq, a predicted model, not a curated record
UUACAAAAAUAAACAUGAAUAAACGGAUUUGGAUCCGAAUUAAUUUUGGCUUGAGGUCUCAGACCCAAGAAAUGAGCCGUACCGUAUAGAAGCUGAACGAUGGACUGUGUGCAGGGCCAGGGCCAGGUCUCGACCCCUCACAACAGCAGGCAGCACGCAGCCUACAGUCCGGCGGCAAGGCAGCUGGUACAGAGGGUUCAGAGUCCUCACAGCUCCAACCAGCAGACGGGUGGGGGAAUCCAGUGGCACAUUCCCCAGCAGCCACCCGCCCAGUAUGGCAGUCCUAGUCCCGUACACAAGCCGCUUCCGCAGGUGCAUGCCCCACCGGACGAUUCCUACAAGAUCACUCUGAAGCAGCCCACUCCACCCGCCGUGGUGGACCAGAAGCCCGUCCUCACACACCCUCCCUUCGUGUCAUCCUCGGUGCCCAAGACUCCUAGUCCCCACACUCAGGCCAAAGCGGCAGAUGAUGCUGAGAAGAGUCUGGACAAAUUCUGUCAGGAAUCGGUGAAUGACUUGAUGAUGACGAUAGCCAAGCUGGACAGUAACGGCAUCAUGGUCAUACCGGAGAAGGGUGCAGACUCUGUGGUGGAUAGUAGUACAGGGCCCCCCAUAGACAGGCCCUCCACCUCCACAGCUGGCACAUCGCAGGCCACACCUUCCUCCCAAGGGAGCCUGGACUCGCAGAAAGACGACCCUAACGAAGACUGGUGCGCCGUCUGUCUUGAUGGAGGGGAACCUGUGUUGUGCUGUGAUAACUGUCCCAAAGUCUUCCACCUCAAGUGUCACAUACCUAGUCUGAGUGCGUUUCCAGGAGAAUCGGAGACAUGGCAAUGUUUGCUGUGUACGAGCAUGAGUGGUGUCACCUCCAAUAUUCAGGUGGGCGAUAAACGGCCGCACUCUGACGGCUUGGACUCCUACGAGCAGAUGUUGAUGCAGAGGAUACUGUUGGAGCUGUACUGCCAGUACGAGCCCAGCCUACACUUCCGAGAGGUCAUUCCUGCCGACAAUUUGGAGUACCAUGAGAAGAUCAAGCGGCCGAUGUCAUUUUGACAUGAUACGGCAGAAGCUGGCCUCUACGACGUCAGAUCGUUACCGCAACAUGAAGGAAGUGGUCGACGACAUCAGACUAGUUUUCAAAAAAUGCCUACACGUUUAAUCCAGUA